UUAGGGGAAGGAGGGGAGGGAGGAGAAGUUUCCUGUGUGUGUGGAGAGAGGAGCAGGAGUGAGGACGCUGGUGCUGGGCUUGUUUUUCACUCAUCAGCUGCUUGUUUUUAUUUUAGAGUUGGCAACAUUGGACACAACACAUUUCAGUGGAGGAGGCGGCGGGAGAGGAGGUGACGGUGACCGGCAGUGAGAUAACAUAAAGAGCUGGAGUCCCACUAAGAAUAGAAUACAAGGCUGCGGAAAGAGACGGUGUGGAAAGGCUCCUUGUUCCCUGAUCUAGCCAACUAAAGAUAUAAUUUCUUCUUAAGCCUUCUUAAGAAACUAUUUUCAUUUUAUGGAUAGAAGUUUUUAUCCAUUACAUGAUGAGUCUCACAGGAGAGAAACCACAUCUGUGCUCUGAGUGUGACAGAAGCUUUACAUAUAUAUCACAUCUUAUCAGACAUCAGAGGAUUCACACAGGAGAGAGACCGCAUCUGUGCUCUGAGUGUGACAGAAGCUUUACAUGUAAAUCAGAUCUUCUCAUACAUCAGAGGAGUCACACAGGAGAGAAACCACAUCUAUGCUCUGAGUGUGACAGAAGCUUUACAUAUAAAUCAAAACUUAUCAUACAUCAGAGGAGUCACACAGGAGAGAAACCAUUUAUUUGUUCUGAAUGCAGCAAGUGUUUUUCCCUGAAGUCAUAUCUUGUUAUACAUCAGAGGAGUCACACAGGAGAGAAACCAUUUACAUGUUCUGAAUGCAGCAAGUGUUUUUCCGGGAAGUCGCAUCUUGUUAUGCAUCAGAGGAGUCACACAGGAGAGAAACCACAUCUGUGCUCUGAGUGUGACAGAAGCUUUACAUGUAAAUCACAUCUUGUUACACAUCAGAGGAGUCACACAGGAGAGAAACCACAUCUGUGCUCUGAGUGUGACAGAAGCUUUACAUGUAAAUCACAUCUUAUCAUACAUCAGAGGAGUCACACAGGAGAGAAACCACAUCUGUGCUCUGAGUGUGACAGAAGCUUUACAUGUAAAUCACAUCUUAUCAUGCAUCAGAGGAGUCACACAGGAGAGAGACCUUUUGAAUGUUCUGAAUGCAGCAAGUGUUUUUCCCAGAAGGCACAUCUUGUUAUACAUCAGAGAGUUCACACAGGAGAAAAACCAUUUGAAUGUUCUGAAUGUAGCAAGUGUUUUUCCCUGAAGUCCUAUCUUGUUAUACAUCAGUGGAUUCACAGAGUAGAGAAACCAUUUGAUUGUUCUGAAUGUAGCAAGUGUUUUUCCCAGAAGUCAGAGCUUGUUAUACAUCAGAGGAGUCACACAGGAGAAAACCCAAUUAUAUGUCCUGAAUGUAGCAAAUGUUUUACCAGGAAGUCAUAUCUUGUUAUACAUCAGAGGAGUCACACAGGAGAGAAAACAUUUAAAUGUUCUGAAUGCAGCAAGUGUUUUUCCCAUAAGUCACAUCUUGUUACACAUCAGAGGAGUCACACAGGAGAGAAACCAUUUAAAUGUUCUGAAUGCAGCAAGUGUUUUUCCCGGAAGUCAUCUCUUGUUAUACAUCAGAGGAGUCACACAGGAGAGAAACCAUUUAAAUGUUCUGAAUGCAGCAAGUGUUUUUCCCAGAAGUCAUUUCUUAUUAGACAUCGGAGGAGUCACACAGGAGAGAAACCAUUUACAUGUUCUGAAUGUAGCAAGUGUUUUACUAGAAAGAAAACACUCAGUAAUCACAUGCAGAGUCACUCUGAGGGCCUGAAUGCAGCAAGUGUAUCAUAAGUAAUGUAACUUAUCACAACUAUAUGAAUUCAAUGGAGCCAAUAUUUAUUUUCUGAAUGUGAUGAGUGUUUUAUAUAAAUCAGUCUUGAUAAAGACAGGAGAGGUCAGACAAGUGGACCUGGAGGUACUUUUCCCCUUGGGAAGGUCUCUGUGUUAGGAACUAGAGCUGCAGUAUAACAAUAGCCAAUGACCAUGGGACUGCCAUUACUCAGCUCUGUAAUAUACAGCUGUUCUGUUCAUGCAGGUGCUGGGACUAGUAGAGACUUCCAGCAGCUCCUCUCAGUACUGGGAUUCCUUCUCUGACCAGCAGGGCUAUGAGUGCUGGGUAUUUCUACAGGAACAAUGUAUGCUGCUCUGUUUCACCGUAUGGGUUAUUGUAUGGGGUGUUAUUUUUAACCACUUUUUAGAUGCCAUUUUGUCCAUGUUUAACUCCAUUUUGUAUAUGUUUGACCUCAUUGCUUUAUAUACUGUACAUACUUUUUAUUAGGAUUAGUGCUUUGCAGACAUAUAGGCACCAGUUAGAAAUAUAGUGUCACGUUAAGUUACAAGUUUUCUUUCACCUUUGACAUAGUGUGAAAGACAUAGUGAGUGGGAAGUGUAUACAGCUUUUAGGAUGGCUGAUUAUAAUAAAUACUGUAUGUUCCUGUUAUCAGUAUCUCAGAUGGAAACUGUCUAGUAAGAUGUUUGGGGUAUUGUGUACAUAAGUAGGGGAAAGGGUACAGUUGUCUAGAAUAACAUAUAUUAUGUUAUCCUGAAUGACUACUGCACCCAGCGUCACAGACCCUGAAUGUAAUAUCUGGUAAGACAAUGUUAGCGUAUCCUUGCGGGGUUAUAAAGCCUAGAGACUUACACAUAGCAAGUAGUUCUGAUGGAAGCUAGGUCUGGCUGCAGCGGACCUAGACUUCUACAAACCCCCUCCAGCUUGUAACUUGCGGCAAAGUUAUUAGGCGGGACCCUAGAGAAUGACUGAACUACAUUAUUUAAACUACUUAAUCGAUGACCAUCAUCUGGGACAGAUCUUAUAACAUCUGGGAUAAGAGCUGAGUGUUCUAAUUUGUUCUUGUUAUUAUUGUAACUGACUAGAACUUGUUACUUGCAUGUUUUCAUUAUUGUAACUUUGAUUAAUGAUUAUCCUUUUUACUA
Messenger RNA from Pseudophryne corroboree (corroboree frog), 2891 nucleotides. RefSeq names its product zinc finger protein 84-like. The coding region runs from base 360 to 1748 and encodes 462 amino acids. The record is from RefSeq and is a predicted model, not a curated record. The transcript is spliced from 2 exons. NCBI's taxonomy places the organism in Eukaryota, Metazoa, Chordata, Amphibia, Anura, Myobatrachidae.